CUUUAGCCGAUCAAACCAGAGAGAUGCCUUUGCUGUAUCGGGGAUGGAGGGCGUGGGGCAGAGGGGGGCACAGCCGUGUGGGCACUGCUCCCCAGCGGCCUGGGGCUGCUGGGAGGAGAUGGCUGGAGCCCGCGGUUAGGAAGAGUCGCGGAGGAGCAUCCAGAACACGCCUGAUAGAGUCAUCCCGGCGCCCUGCGCUCCACUCUGCCUGCCACCCCGACGGUGGGCGGCUCUGCCCAGUGACCCCAGGGCCUGGACAGCCAGGUCAGCGGGAGCCCUCCCCUCUGUCCGAGUCCUUCCCUCACACUCUGCUUCCUGCGGAUGGGAGCUUGUGUGUGGCAACCUGGGGAGGCGUGGCAGGGAACCUGCGUUUCCGGAGCCCUCCAGGGAGCCCAGAAACCUCAGCUCCAGGUAUGAGACAUUUGUGGAGAGCCUCAGAGACAAGAAAAGGAAAGCAAGGAGAGAAGGCAUCCUUCCCGGAGCUGGCCCAGGCCUCCAGCUCUCCCACGGCAGGGCAGGGACGUCCGGAGCAGGUCAGCCGGCGUGGCGGGCGGGGUCUGUGCGGCCCUGGGAAGCGGGGCCUGGGCAGGCGUGGCGUGGCGGGUGGCGCCUGCAGCCCGGUCCUACUGGAGCAGCUUGGGCACCUCCACCUGUCCGGGCAGAGCAGAGACGGUUUAGAGGAGGGAACCCAGCGGGGGCUUCUGGAACCCCUCUCGCUUCCUUUCCUGCUGGGCUCACGAAGAGAGGAAGUGUGGACAGAGGGAGCCCUUUCCCUUUUCUGUGAAAACCCGAUGCCACCGAAUGACCCUGGAGUUACAGUCGAGGUUGUGCGGUAUCUCAGGAGUGACCGUGUAGGGGUGGGGUCUGCCGGGCAGAGGACCGAGACUCCACCCCCCAGGGAGGCCGAGCCUUGAGAAGCAGGGUCUCCAGGGACGGAC
Molecule: messenger RNA, 938 nt
Organism: Balaenoptera musculus (blue whale)
Lineage: Eukaryota; Metazoa; Chordata; Mammalia; Artiodactyla; Balaenopteridae
Exons: 2
Coding region: 24-914 (296 amino acids)
Source: RefSeq, a predicted model, not a curated record